UGAUUCCCACCAAUGACUGCGAACAGCAAGUGAGAGAUCAGGAAUAUUUAACAGAAAUCAGAACGCACAUGCCAGCAAAAAUGAUUGACAGAUAUAUCCCACAGUGGAAAUGGACAUCUUCUAUGACUUAUGUGCUUCUGGCCAUUUCUUACCUGCUGAUCUUCAUAUUGUUUGGGCUUGUGGCAUCCAAAGGAAGCAGCAAAUGGCAGCAACAGCUAGAAAGCAUGUACCCAUGUGGAGCCAAAAGCAGAGAAUGGAAACAUUUUGACGGGGCGUGUUACUUCUUCUCCAUCGAACAAGUUAUUUGGCACACAGCAAAGAGUCAUUGUGAAGAAAAGGAGUCAGAAUUGGUAGUCAUUGCCAAUCAGGUUGAACAGAAUUUCCUCCAGGCUGAAACCAGGGGUGAGCGCUACUGGAUUGGACUCAGUGAUCACAAUGAUGAAGGGCAAUGGAGAUGGGUUGAUAGCACAGACUACAGAACCAGCUUCAAGAAUUGGUCAGAAGGUGAACCCAAUGACCACAGCAGUAAUGAAGACUGCGCCGAGAUCUUUCAGGGUGGCAGAUGGAAUGACGUACCUUGUAAUAUGAAAAAGUUUUAUGUAUGCAAAAAACCUUUAUCUUCCUGAAAAAUCAUGGGCAAAAACAAAUUGAAGGAGAAGGAAAUCAUGUACUUUGGAAUCCCAACUCUCCUGCUGGAAUGUAGCUAUAUAUUCACACACACACAAAAGCCAGCCCAAUCAACUAGCAGAGUAGAGCAUAACAUAGCAUAGCGUAGCACAUUAUACUUAGAAAUGUUGGAUGGAGCCAUUUUGGUAAUGAUGAAAUGACUAUUCAGAUCCCAGCAUUCUUUGAACAUACAAAUCAACCAAAGGCUGAUAUUAACUUAGAAGCAUUACCCACGACGUGUAACCAUUUCUCAAUCUAAUUACCGAACUAUCUAGAAUUCUCUGUAAUAAUUGUGAAAGAAAUACACUCUGAAACCUGCUCAGAAGCCACUGAAUCAGAGGUGGGUUCCAGCAGGUUCUGACCAGUUCUGGAGAACCGGUAGCGGAAAUUUUGAUUAGUUCAGAGAACCGGUAUUAAAAAUUCUGACUGGCUCCGCCCCUAUCUAUUCUCUGCCUCCCAAGUCCCAGCUGAUUGGGAGGAAAUGGGGAUUUUUGCAGUAACCUUCCCCUGGAGUGGGGUGGGAAUGGAGAUUUUACAGUAUCCUUUCCGUGCCAUACCCACCAAGCCACGCCCACCAAACCAUGCCAGGCCCACCAUGCCACACCCACAGAACUAGUAAUAAAAAAAUUUGAAACCUA
Molecule: messenger RNA, 1304 nt
Organism: Ahaetulla prasina
Lineage: Eukaryota; Metazoa; Chordata; Lepidosauria; Squamata; Colubridae
Product: hepatic lectin-like
Exons: 6
Coding region: 69-626 (185 amino acids)
Source: RefSeq, a predicted model, not a curated record